AGGAAAGUCGCGGCCUGACUGCGCCCCGCGCUCGCUUCCGGAAGUGGCUGCUGCAACACCAUGCUGGCCGAGCUGGGUUUAAUCGGGACCAUAGGCGAAGAUGACGAGGUGCCGGUGGAGCCCGAGUCUGACUCCGGAGACGAGGAAGAGGAGGGGCCCAUUGUGCUGGGCAGAAGGCAGAAAGCCUUGCAGAAGAACCGCAGUGCCGAUUUCAACCCUGACUUCGUUUUCAGUGAGAAGGAGGGGAUGUAUGAUGGCAGCUGGGCCCUGGCUGAAGUCAUGAGCCAGCUCAAGAAGAAGAGGGCAGCCACUACAUUAGAUGAGAAGAUUGAGAAAGUUCGAAAGAAAAGGAAAACGGAGGAUAAAGAAGCCAAGUCUGGGAACUUGGAGAAGGAGAAAGAAGGAGAGGAAGGCUCUAAACCGCAGGAGCAGGAAGACCUUGAAGGGAAAGAUAAGGAAGGCUCAGAAGAUGAAGAAUCGGAGACCGACUACUCAUCGGCUGAUGAGACCAUCCUCACCAAAGCAGAUACACUCAAGGUAAAGGAGAAGAAGAAGAAGAAGAAGAGAGGACAGGAAGCAGGAGGAUUUUUUGAAGAUGCAUCUCAGUAUGAUGAAAACCUCUCAUUCCAGGACAUGAACCUUUCCCGCCCUCUGUUGAAGGCCAUUACAGCCAUGGGCUUCAAGCAGCCCACCCCAAUCCAGAAGGCGUGCAUACCUGUGGGACUGUUGGGGAAGGACAUCUGUGCCUGUGCAGCCACUGGGACAGGUAAAACUGCUGCUUUUGCCCUGCCCGUCCUGGAGCGGCUGAUCUACAAACCCCGCCAGGCUCCAGUGACCCGCGUGCUGGUGCUGGUCCCUACCCGAGAGCUGGGCAUCCAGGUACACUCUGUCACCAAGCAGCUGGCCCAGUUCUGCAAUAUCACCACCUGCCUGGCUGUGGGUGGCCUGGAUGUGAAGUCUCAGGAAGCAGUUCUUCGGGCAGCGCCUGACAUCCUCAUUGCCACCCCAGGUCGGCUCAUUGAUCACCUCCACAACUGCCCUUCCUUCCACCUGAACAGCAUUGAAGUGCUCAUACUUGAUGAGGCUGACAGGAUGCUGGACGAGUACUUUGAGGAGCAGAUGAAGGAGAUCAUUCGAAUGUGUUCCCACCACCGCCAGACGAUGCUCUUCUCGGCCACCAUGACGGACGAGGUGAAAGACCUGGCUUCUGUCUCCUUGAAGAAUCCCGUCCGCAUAUUUGUGAACAGCAACACGGACGUGGCUCCCUUCUUGCGGCAGGAAUUCAUACGGAUCCGGCCCAAUCGGGAAGGAGACCGGGAAGCCAUCGUGGCAGCUCUGUUGACGAGAACCUUCACUGACCACGUGAUGCUGUUCACCCAGACCAAGAAACAGGCGCACCGCAUGCACAUCCUCCUGGGGCUCAUGGGGCUGCAGGUGGGCGAGCUGCACGGCAACCUGUCGCAGAUGCAGCGGCUGGAGGCCCUCCGGCGCUUUAAGGAUGAACAGAUUGACAUCCUCGUGGCCACAGAUGUGGCAGCCCGUGGUCUUGACAUUGAGGGUGUCAAAACGGUAAUCAACUUCACGAUGCCCAAUACUAUCAAGCAUUACGUCCACCGGGUGGGGCGAACAGCGCGUGCCGGCAGGGCUGGGCGCUCGGUCUCUCUGGUGGGAGAAGAGGAGCGGAAGAUGCUGAAGGAGAUUGUGAAGGCCGCCAAGGCCCCUGUGAAGGCUCGGAUACUCCCCCAAGACGUUAUCCUCAAAUUCCGGGACAAAAUUGAGAAAAUGGAGAAAGACGUGUAUGCCGUUCUGCAGCUAGAGGCAGAGGAAAAGGAGAUGCAGCAGUCGGAAGCGCAGAUCAACACAGCAAAGCGGCUCCUGGAGAAGGGGAAGGAGGCACGGGACCAAGAGCCUGAGAGGAGCUGGUUCCAGACCAAAGAAGAGAGGAAGAAGGAAAAAAUUGCCAAGGCUCUGCAGGAAUUUGACUUGGCCUUAAGAGGAAAGAAGAAAAGGAAGAAGUUCAUGAAGGAUGCCAAGAAAAAGGGGGAGAUGACGGCGGAGGAAAGGUCUCAGUUCGAAAUCCUCAAGGCGCAGAUGUUUGCUGAGCGACUGGCCAAGAGGAAUCGCAGAGCCAAGCGAGCCCGAGCAAUGCCUGAGGAGGAACCAGCGAGAGGCCCUGCCAAGAAGCAAAAGCAGGGGAAGAAAUCUGUAUUUGAUGAAGAACUCACCAACACGAGCAAGAAGGCCCUGAAACAGUAUCGAGCUGGCCCUUCCUUUGAAGAAAGGAAAAAGUUGGGCUUGCCCCACCAGAGACGAGGAGGAAACUUUAAAUCUAAAUCCAGAUACAAGAGGAGGAAGUAGCUGUGGCAACCUGGAGAAGUUCAUGGGGCAGCCCUUAACUUCCUUCCCUGUGGGAAGUCAUCCUGCCUUGGUGUGUCUUUUCUGCAUUUGUAAAAAAUUUCUCGGAAAGUCUGUGUCAUUUGUGCAUUAAAAAAAAAAAAAAAAAGUUGGCGGCAGUUGUAGAAUGUAGCUAUAUCUUAAGUAUUUCCGUCAAUAAUCAGCCAGUCUUCCUUUCUUGCUGGUUAGCUUUCAUAUAAUGAAUAUACCAAAGGGAAGAAGUAUUUUUUGGGAGGAGGGAAGAAACCAAUCUAAUGGUAUAUCUAUCUCUUCCCUCAAUGGCAAAGUCUACCCGCUGUCUACUAGCUUGGCACUGCCCCAUACUCUUGGAAUGCAUAGUCUUCAUGUUUGUUGUGGAGCUAGGUGUGGAGUUAGGAAAUUCUCGCUAGAAGUUGUCUUCUGUUGAUGUCCUAGAAGUAAAAGCUAUCAUUGAGCACCAACCACGUGCUUGACAUUCUGUGUGCUGAGCAGUGACUAAUUCAACUCACUGCACCCCUAUGAUCUCCAUUUUGCUGAUAAAGAGGCUUGGAAAGCCUGACUUUCCAGAGUUACAUACCUGGGAAUCCAGAUUUUUGAAGCCAGUGUCUACUUGAGCCCAUGCCCUGACUCUUACUGCUAUACUGUGGAAGUGCUGCUGGAGAAAUGGAAGCUGAAAGAGGACAAAAGGAGCCCCGACACCAUAAAUUAGCACCUCAUUGCAGAAACCAGCUUUUACCCUGUAGAGUGGUGGUUAUCAUCCUUUUCUGAAUCACAGGUCAGAAAUUUGAGAAUUUGAGAAUUACCUGAAAGCUGUGAGGUUACCCCUUGGGAAAACUUUUUCGUAGUUCAUGUCAUAUAUAAUUCCAGGGAGUACACAGACAUCCCCCUUCCCCAGCUUAAAAAUUAUAAUAGUUACCCUGUAGCACAAACCCUGGACACUAAAGGGUGUGUUCAAAGCUAUUUAUUCAGGCUGUACCUAAGAGUCACCAACAGAAGUUCCAAUUAAGAAAAUGGUGGUACCCUUGUGAUGGAGUUUGGAUGUAUUGUCCUCCCAGAACUCAUGGAAAUUUGAUCCCAAAUGUGGCAGUGUUGGAAACUGAUUGAGUCAUGGGGGUGGAUCCCUCAUGAAUGGAUUAAUGCUCUCCCUGGGGGUGAGGGGCAUGAGUGAGUUCUUGCUCUGUUAGUUCCCACAAGAGCUGGUUGUUUAUAGGACCCUGGCACCUCCUCUCUCUUGCUUCCUCUUGCCAUGUGACCUGCUUGUACCUGCCAGCUGCCUGCCACUUUCUGCCAUGAGUAGAAGCAGCCUGAGGCCCAUGUCAGAUGCAGCUGUCCCAGAAUCGUAAGCCAAAUAAACCUCUGUUCUUUAUAAAUUA
Cynocephalus volans (Philippine flying lemur) is the source of this 3746-nucleotide messenger RNA. RefSeq names its product DEAD-box helicase 27 (gene DDX27). Gene Ontology annotation, molecular function: RNA helicase activity; ATP binding; nucleic acid binding. The record is from RefSeq and is a predicted model, not a curated record. The transcript has 21 exons. Bases 61 to 2358 code for a protein of 765 amino acids. NCBI's taxonomy places the organism in Eukaryota, Metazoa, Chordata, Mammalia, Dermoptera, Cynocephalidae.